CGGACUGAAAAUAGCGCCCGUAACGUCAUGGCCAAUUUAGGGAGCAAAGGAACUCGUCAAUUUUAAGUGUAAAUUAAUGAACAUCUUUUCAAGCCCCGCCACCCAUUUGUUUUUCUCCUGAACACGGGCAUGGCGUUCCUUCCUCCUUCGGCUUAAUGUUCACUCCUUAACAAUGGUUCUUGAAAGAGUUGGAGGGGAGUUCCCCCUGGUUAUAGGGGGACAAUUAACGCAUCCUUGGUGGAGGGGACCCCUCCCAGUCCCAGCAUCCGGCGUUUCCGUCUCCGAGUAGACUUAACUCCACAAGCGACGGAAGGACGUGUUUAAUAUUUUCGAGAACCCAACACGAUGACACAUACCCCGGGACUACACGAGGGCUUCGCGAAGUGAGAGAGGGUUGACAGAAAUGAGGGAGGAGGAGAAACAAGAAAGUCAGACAUAAAACAAAACCUGAACGCUCAUGAGGUGUUUCGACAAUUUUAAUUAGGUAUUGGUUAAACAGACCCUCAGCAAAAAGUACAAGGCACCAAGGGCAGAAGCCUGAGUCUCCCCCUUUGACUACAUAAAUCUUUAGACAAGACGCUAAAUUGGCACACGAGGCUUGAUUGGGUCUCAUAAGUCGGUGGUAGCUUCACAUCGAGUGAGCACAGUCAGUGGUAUCUAGCCAAACGUAAAGGACAUUAGCCGACGAUAGCUGAGGCUUUCGACCCAAUUUGAUCAAUUUCAUUACAAUCCAGGGAGUAUCGUAUCCGAGAUUUUGACUCCAGCGAGCAGGGCUCGUUGUUAGCUCCUAACAAGACACUUAAGUUAAUCGCUCCUUAACUGAAUUCAUCAGACUCAAACAGAGCUCCUAAGUUGGAAAAAGGCCACAAACUAUUGUUGCAGACAUUCCUCAGUGUUAACGCACAAACGCGCUAUAUUGAGCAUCAAAUCUGGUUACUAAUCGAAUGCAAUUAGACUCCAUACGGGGCUCAACAUGAUUAAUUUAUUUGGAUAUUUUCUCGACCGGGAUCACCAUGAUAUGGAAAGCAGAGAAGGAACGCCUAUGGAGGAGUCUAGCUAUUGUUCGUCGUCUGUUCUCCCAGAUCCCAGCCAGAACAAAGAUAUGAUCCCCCUCACCACGCCCUCAACGCCGAACCCCACGCCCCUGGGUCCACCUACAGGAGCCACGACGACGACCACCACCCUCAAACCGGCCCUAGACUCCCCGCUCACCGACCGCAGCAUGGACACCUCCACACCGGGCCUCUUGGGCGGUGGCAGCAGUGGGAUACACAAAGCCGAGCAGGACUCGACCAACAACAACGCCGGCGCCAACGGCAAGGGCAGCGACGACGUCAAGUCACCGAUGGGCGAUCCCAAGGAUGACGACAAGAACGACAGCGAUGCCAAGAGGAAGAAGAGGAGAAAUAGGACGACGUUCACCAGCUAUCAACUUGAGGAGAUGGAGAAGGUAUUUCAAAGAACGCACUAUCCCGAUGUGUACUGCAGAGAACAGCUCGCCCUCAGAUGCGAUCUUACAGAGGCACGAGUCCAGAUCCAGGUUUGGUUCCAGAACAGGCGCGCCAAGUGGAGGAAAAGGGAACGCUUCCAACAGUUCCAGAACAUGAGGGGACUAGGACCAGGCUCCGGUUACGAGAUGCCCAUAGCGCCACGCCCAGAUGCCUACUCACAGGUCAAUUCUCCCGGCUUCCACGUCCUCGGUGACUCGCACCAGCCCCCCGCACCCGUAGAGGGUGCUAUGCUCCGAAUCUGCCGAAACCUGCAGAACCUGCGUCGGGAAUUCGACUCCAGAAAAAUUGGGUGCCACCCGUCCAGUUCGGUAGGAGGCACGCCAGGCACCAGCACCGCCAACGAAUCGCAAGACUCCAGCAAUCACUCUUCAAUGAUUCAUCAAGCAUCGCCAUGGGCAACCGCCGCAAACAUGGCCUCGCCCCUCGCAUCCUCCAUGUCCCCGAUCGUCCAGCAGCCCCAGAUGCCCGGCCAGAACCCCAUCAACAGCUGCAUGGCCCCCCAGUCCAACCUCCCCUCCUUCAUGGGUGUGCCCGCCCAUCAAAUGAACAACGCCGGGGUCAUGAACCCCAUGACCAACAUGACCUCAAUGACCUCUAUGCCUACCAGUAUGCCGCCCUCGUCUGUCUCCGCACCGGUCAGCAGCCCAAGCUCCAACUUCAUGUCCAGCGUGGGGGGCCUCAACCCGGCGGCGUACAACGGACAAUACACAGAGAUGCACCCGUCCGUCGAGGGCGUCGGUGGCAUAGAUCGACGUACUAACAGCAUCGCGGCACUCCGGCUCAGGGCGAAGGAGCACAGUUCUGUGAUGGGGAUGAUGAACGGUUACUCGUAAAUAUUGUUUUAAUAAAUACGUAUAUAUUUGUUAUUUCACUCCACAUCAUGUUAAUGUCCACCACGAAUGCAAGAGGACCUCUUAAGUAGGAAUCAAAAUGUAACUUCCAUUUCAAGGAAAUAAUUUGACCAAUCCAAAUCAAAUAUACCACCAAAAAAUAGACUUAUCAAUAACAUAAUAUUAAUGUAAAAUCGUAAAGAUUUUUGUAUUACGAAACCAGAUUGAGACCAAACCUGAAGAUUAUUUACACCAAAGUUACUGAGAAAGAGAAGGAAAAAUUUCAAAAGACAUCAAGAAAUAUUGUGAAUGGGUAAACUGGGCCUAAACACGAUGAAAUUAUGAAAAGUACUUAAAUAUGUACAUGCUUGUAAAGUACAAAGUUCUCUCAUAGAUAAGUUUUUAUAUCGCUUUUCCCCCAAAUCUUGGGACCAUCUAGCUUUUCUGUUUCCACUUCACUCCACCCUCCCCUCCCCUCUCCUUAAUCUUUUAGCAAAUGUGCAAAGAGAUAUAUGAGAAGUACUUUGUGUAGCUUUUAUUACGAAUCAUCUUUGCUCCCCUUAAGACUCUUGAAUUUGAUAAACCAUUCUUCGUCAUUGAAAGUUUUUUUUUCUGUACAAAUCUCAUAGGAUAUGAAUUCCAUAGCAAUAAUUUAUUACAAACAAAAAGCUUGAAUGCAUAGAAGCAAUAGAAUUAGAAUUGUAUAGAUGUGCAAAGAUAUAUAUGUUGUUGGUAUGCUCAAAAUCUUUGCUAGUAACCCUGUUAGGGUGUGUGGUAAGAGGCAUACAACUGUCUUGAGACUUGGAAGGAAUUGAAGGAUGUACAAAGAGGAUGGAAUUUCUCAGUUAUGGGGAAAAGGAAAGUUGGUCAGUAAAUAUAGGUGUAUAUAUUAUUAAUUGUGAAAGUUAAAAGGUAUUAUUGCAUGGUUUGAAAGGGAGUCCUGAAGCUUAGUGGCUAUAGACUCCUUGGAAAGAUGGUAUCUUGAAAGAGGUUUAAAGGCAGUUACACAAAAUGAUGGGGUGUCCCCUGUAGGAUGAACAAAAAUUUCUCAUUCAUCUGUCAAAAGAGCAUAGCAUACUAAAAAAAUAUAUAUAUUAAUGUAUGCAACACGCAAAAUACAUAAAAAUCUGAUAUUACUUUAAACUCAAAUUGCAAAAAAAUGGCCUUGUGGUCCUAUUUUGCUGCAAAAACUUUCACAAAUAUCUUCACGGACUACUCAUUGAAUUCACAGAAGUUUCUCGCACACCAAGGAUAUGAGUGGGAAAAAAUUGUCGAAAUUUGGCGAUGCAGCUGUAUUUUCUUUAGCCAUACUUGAUAAUCAAUAGGACACCCCACAGCCAGUGUAUGGAAGUUCAUGUUGAAUAGAUUCCUCACAAAAAAAUCUGCUAAAUUAGAGCGUAUUAGCCUGAUGAGUGUUUGAGUAUUACUGCACUGUGAUAGCUGCCUGUGCUUGUUCAUUACCUGCAAAACUACUUUGCAUCGCACUGUAGCGCGGGAAUGGAUAAUCGCACGGCAUCGUCACAAAUAAAAACCAGAUCAAAAUGUAUUCAUUAAAUUAAUGUAGACUUAGAUGUAGCAAUGCAUGUAGAGGUGCUUCUCGUGCUUAUUUAGUUUUAAACUCAAUUGCACGGUCUGGGUUGUGUAGGGUUUGGGUUAGUGAGAUGGAAAUCAAGAAUUAUACAACUGAAAAAGCCAUUGAGUCUUGCCUGCGAUGUGCAAACUGACUUACUUCAUGCAUCUCCUGUUUAAUAUCAAAUCUUAAAAUGUCAAGUUUCUGCUCAAAAGAGCAUUUUCAGUUCCGUUUCUUUGCCAUUUGUUAGUCUUUUUUGCCAAUAUUUGCCAAUUUUGUUAUCGUUAUAUUUUCAUCUUGCCAACGACAUGAUCCUAACCUCAUACCGUGAGUGUGCUAAUAAUGUGUGUUACUGAAUUAGAAGUGUGCUAGCCAUUAAAACUAUUGUGAGUGAAAAAAUGUUGCACUUUAAACGGUGCUUGCUGUAGUAGCCAAUCAGAGACGAGUAUCUAACUGUGGCAGGACCACUCAGUCACUCACGGACCAAUAGAAACUCCUGUCUCAUUCUAACGGCUCUCCAAAGCACUUUUUGAAAACACUAAUUUAAUGUGCACUUGGUUCUUGGUUGUGUAACCUUAUCAAUUUGUAUUUAUUAAUAAUUUUGAAUAUUUUUUUUGAUUAAUUUGUGAAUUCCUACUUAGAAUGCAACUCACUGAUUCAUUUGAUAUGUAAAUUAUGCAAGACCUGUAUUGUAGUUUGUUUUUUUCUACUCUUUUUUUUUUUUUAUGUUAUCUCAGAACCAAAGUAGUAUUCAUAUUAUAUCUGAAUUCAUUUUCACACUGUUUUCUCGGAGGCGUCCCAGCUCCUUCAUAUUCAUUAUGCAAAUAUUUUGUGACAAAGAAUUCUUAUUUGUUAAUAUUAUAAUGUGUACCUUUCUAGACAUUGUUUAUAACUAUUCGAUUGUACAGAUAUUUGUUUCAUAAUUUUACUCUGAGCGAGUUUUUAUUGUGAUGUUUUUAUUGAUUUGGAAUUGUUUAUAGACCUCAAUUUUUGUUCCAAAAUAACAUUUCAGCUCGUUUGUUGAUUACAUGGAGCGGGUAUUGAGUAUAGAGUACAGAGAAAGGCUGCAUAUGUACAUAGAAAGCCGCAAGACUGUAUGUCAUGUGUAUCACAGUGACGAGGUCAAAGUUCAAAGUUCAAAACAGGGUCAACAUUAUCUAAGAGCUCAAUAACGAAAUAUGUCUUUAACAAAAAAAAGAUGUGAUUUCUUCUGGCAAGAAAUGAGAACAAGAAGACGUAGUGUUUUUAUUCUUGUAUCUUUUCAUCAGUGAUAACAUUUAUUCAAAUAUCAGCAAUAAUUUGAUUUAGUUUGCUAAAUAAAUUAACAUAAAUGUCAGUAAGAUCCUCGAUAUUUAUAUCACUGUCUUUUUUUGUUUAAAUCAACAUCCUUCCAAAAUUGCCAUCAGAAGAACUGAGUUUUGUAGCAAUAAUUAUUACGCGUACAUCAAUCCUGCCAAAGCAUCGAUAGAAAGAAUUCAAUAUUUGUAUUCAAACUUGAUUAUUUGUGUUCUUUGAUCGUGAUGUUUACUAUAUGGGUUUUUGUUAUUUUUUUCAAUGUACAUUUCCCGUGAUCUAGUUCGAAUAUCCGCACCCCCCCCCCCAAGUACCUUACCAUACCCUAUUUUGUGUUUUUCGGUGGAAAGAGCAUGGAUAUACUUGUACAGAAAAAAGAAGAAAAAAAGAUGGUGAACUUUUUCCCGUUUGUUUGUAAAGUUGAAGAUAGAGUACACAAAAUAUGAUAUGUUUUUAUGUACAGAAAAAUGAUCUCAAUAAAAGAAUAAUUGAUGUCAUUGACAAUGUG
Strongylocentrotus purpuratus (purple sea urchin) is the source of this 5712-nucleotide messenger RNA. It is a transcript of the gene Alx1, whose product is annotated as aristaless-like homeobox protein. Bases 974 to 2344 code for a protein of 456 amino acids. The record is from RefSeq and is a predicted model, not a curated record. Gene Ontology annotation, molecular function: RNA polymerase II transcription regulatory region sequence-specific DNA binding; DNA-binding transcription factor activity, RNA polymerase II-specific. Lineage: Eukaryota; Metazoa; Echinodermata; Echinoidea; Camarodonta; Strongylocentrotidae. The transcript is spliced from 6 exons. Gene Ontology annotation, biological process: regulation of transcription by RNA polymerase II.